AGAUGAUCUCUGAAGAGGAUCCUUACCCAACAUCAGUGGAAAAUCCCAACGCCGCCGAUGUGGGUGCCAACGAGAAUAUAACUAACUCGGAAACAAAGAAUGCCAACUUCACUCUUGAAGUUCGUAUCACGGAUUUUGAGAAGAAGGGCGAUGGAAUGAAUGCCUACAUUGUUUACAAGCUCAUAACAAAGUCUGAAGGCGUACCCGGCAUAGCUGAUAAAACUUACGAAGUAUGGAGACGUUUCUCGGACUUUCUGGGUCUUCACGACAAACUCUUCGAGAAGUAUAUCUCUAAAGGAGUGAUAGUACCAGCUGCUCCUGAAAAGAGCAUUCGCUGCGAUGACCAAAACGAAGCAACAUCACGAGAAGUAGCAAUCCGUCGAGCAAGGCAACUAGAGCGUUUCGUUAAACGUGUUAUUCAACACCCAAGACUUCGCGUGGAUUGUGAUGUUCGUGAUUUCUUGACCAUGGAGGCUGAAUUACCACGUGCAAGUCAAACGUCUACGUUGUCUGGCGCAGGUGUGAAGCGAAUAUUCAAGAGCGUUGGAG
Molecule: messenger RNA, 549 nt
Organism: Cooperia oncophora
Lineage: Eukaryota; Metazoa; Nematoda; Chromadorea; Rhabditida; Trichostrongylidae
Source: the annotation of a GenBank genome assembly